GCGUCGUUUCACAGUGGGGUAGGUAGCACAUUGAGAGCGAUGGGCAGCGGGGCGUCGUCGGCAAUGCACGACGAAGCAGCGUUCCAUGUCGUGCAUGACGCGUACUUGAAAGGGCUGGAGAGCAACUUGGACGACCACGAUCUGUUUGACUUGAUCAAGGCCAAGCUCAUCCAACACGAGCACCACGACGAAGACAGCCACGAAGAGCACCACGAUUACGUGCACGAGUUGCCGAUAGCAUCGCGCAACAGCAGCCGCAGCAUGGGCCUCUUGUCGACCGGUGCUGCCACCCCCAAGGAGCUGGGGGCGACAAUGCCGGCAGAAUGUCGGCUGCACACGCCUCCGCCUGCGGCCAAACCUGCUCAAGCUGUCGUCCCCCGAGUCGUCCUGAGCGAGACGGAGCUCUCCAGUGCCAUCCACGACGAAAGGCGCCGCUUGCACACGAUGAAGAGUGCCCACCUGCACGACCCAACCAAGUUUCGACGCGCGUCGAUUGUGCAAGAAAGUGUGAUCGACUCCGCGUUUGUCGAGUUCAGCACGGAUGUCCUCCUGGACCCGGUGACGCUGAAAAUGAUGACAGAAUUCUGCAGCUCCAUCCCGCACGCGGCAGAGCGCCUCAUGUUUUGGGCCGACGUGCAGCACCUCCGGACGCUGCCAAGCGCGCAAUACACAGACAAGAUGCUGCGCAAGAUCUACGAAAAGUUCCUUAGUCCGCACGCGGCCACGCCGAUAUGCGUCCCCACCGACAUGAUCCGGGGCAUCCAAGACGAGUUUGACCGACCGGGGGGCAUUCAGUCGGCAGGGGUGUACCUCGAAGCCCAAGCGUUGUGCUUGAAAGAUCUGGAAAAGGACGUAUUUCCGCGCUUUGAAAAGCACAAGUUGUUUGACAAGAUGAAGGCGCUGUGCGAAGCAAGGUCUGAGACAGGCCACGCGACCGAAUCCACCAACCCGCGAUCCGACAACCCGUACUCGUUUCAUGCCGUACUCACUGACGACACCAAGUUGCGAUUUCUCAAAAGCUACUGCGUUGAAAACAUGACCUUGGAAAACUUGCUCUUUCACAUGGAAGUGGAAGAGGCGAAACGGUUGCCCAACCAGUCCUAUGUCCACGCAUCGGCACGAAAAGUAUACGAGACGUAUUUAAAACCGAACGCAAAAAAGUUUGUGGCCUUGCCGCCGCACAUCCACGAGGCAUUUGCCGCAAAAGUGGACGCCGACCAGUUGGACUCUGUCGCAUUCACCGACGUCCAGUACUUUGUGUUGGAUUACGUUCGCACGGAGCUGUGGCACGACUUUUCGGUUUACCCACCGUACGUGGCCCGCAUCCACGAAAGCGCGUUGACCCCUCGUCACUGGGACAAUUACGUUCCGAAUGUGUCGGCAGCCGACAUGACGGCGGUGCUCGCCAAGCUGGACAAGAUGGACCCUGCCGACAUCCUCGCGAAAGCGCUGACGUUGCCAAUGGACCAGUUGGCCAAUGUGGCGCUGGCACACAAGAUCCACCGCGACACGUUGCUGCUGCUUCUGCACGACAAGAUCGCGCACCGGAUUUUCAAAAAGUUCCUCGCCAGUCGGAUGAAAGAUCACUUUGUCGUGUUUGUGGACGAGGUGGACGAGUUUAUCAACUUGCCCGGCAUUGAGUUCAUGCAGCACACGGCGAAGAAGCUGUUUAAGAAGUACUUGAGCGAGCACGCGAAAUUGCAAGUGGACAUGAGCACCAAAAUGCGCCAGGACAUUCAAGCCAAGCUCAACACACCGUCGAUUGACAUGUUCAAGUCGGCGAUUGUCAAGGUCAAAACAGGACUCCUGCAAGACUCGUUGGUGCGGUACUUGAAGUCACCAAUUCAUUCCGAGAUGAAACAAGAAUUCCCCGACCUCGUCCGCAACUUGAUGAGUGCUGUGGACAAGGGCAAGGUCGACCUCCCGCAACUGGAAUCGAUUUUGUCCAACCCUACGUACUUGACCAACUUUCGAAAGUACCUCAAGACUCAGCACGCGGCAGAAAACCUCAUUUUUCUCGAAGAAGUGGAAGAGUUUCGAAGGCUGCCGUCGUAUGAAAUUGUGGUCCGAAGUGCCAAGAAAAUCCUAGACAAGUACAUCAACAUCAACACGGCGCGGUCACCGAUUCCCAUCGCCGCUCAUUUACAUGACGACAUGGUGGAAAACGUCGACAAGGCUGGCAAGAGGUAUUUUUCCGACGCGAUUCAAGACGUCGUGUCCAUAUUGCGCACCACCGAGGUGCACGAUUUUUUAGAGUCCCCGUUGUUUAUGCAACUGAUUGGGUCGUGGGUUGUGUUGGACGAAACGUAUGCGAUUCGACAACUGAUCGGGGAAGUCGAACUCGCGUAUUUCAAGCACGUGGUGCCAUUGACCAAGUCUGUACGCCAGGGACAAUCCGGGGCUGCGUCGUAGGUCAUGUAGAUACACUAUUAAUUUGUAACAAACAACAUACUGUAGUCCUA
This is a messenger RNA of Aphanomyces astaci, 2462 nucleotides long. RefSeq lists its product as hypothetical. The coding region runs from base 40 to 2412 and encodes 790 amino acids. The record is from RefSeq and is a predicted model, not a curated record. Lineage: Eukaryota; Oomycota; Saprolegniomycetes; Saprolegniales; Verrucalvaceae. The transcript is spliced from 12 exons.